Molecule: messenger RNA, 609 nt
Organism: Acanthosepion pharaonis
Lineage: Eukaryota; Metazoa; Mollusca; Cephalopoda; Sepiida; Sepiidae
Source: the annotation of a GenBank genome assembly
AUGAUGCGCAGUAGAAAUGAUGCUGAUGUAGCUGAUGAUGACUUCUACUGUGCAGCAGAUGAUUGUAUUUUACAUCUCUUCAGAUGGCGGUGCUUUAUCCUGGGACACCUCUUCCACUUUUUGCGAAGGUGCAACUGUAGUAGUAGCAGCAGGAACUGGCUCUGUUUUGCAAAGCUGCAAAAAUAUUGUGAUAGGAAGUUGCUGCCGCUGCUUCUUUUUUCUGUUCAAAGAGCAUCACCCAGGUUGCAGAGCUUGGCCAGCCGUUCCAAAUUUAAGCCAGUUUGGUCGACAACUUCUUCCAUUUCUUGCUGCAUUUCUUCUUCUUCGCUGGCCGACUUUGUCAAGUCUUUAAGGAAAGUUCGCGACAGUAUUCUUUUCCAAAACAAACCUGUCUCGUCCAUCUUCUUCGUGGUCGCCACUGUCAUACUCAGGUUCCUUAGCGGCAAAAGUCUCGUACAGGCUCCUAGCCUUUAUUUGGAUGAUAUUCGUAUUCAAGGCUAUGUUCUUCUUUUGGCAGUCAGCUAUCCAUAUGGCCAAAGCAGCUUCCAUAUGGAUGAUAAUUGUAUUACAAGCCGUAACGACUCUCUUUGCCAACUUAUUAAAAGGUGA